This is a messenger RNA of Ornithorhynchus anatinus (platypus), 1557 nucleotides long. It is a transcript of the gene TBX22, whose product is annotated as T-box transcription factor 22. Gene Ontology annotation, biological process: positive regulation of DNA-templated transcription; regulation of transcription by RNA polymerase II; cell fate specification. Gene Ontology annotation, molecular function: RNA polymerase II cis-regulatory region sequence-specific DNA binding; DNA-binding transcription factor activity, RNA polymerase II-specific. Lineage: Eukaryota; Metazoa; Chordata; Mammalia; Monotremata; Ornithorhynchidae. The record is from RefSeq and is a predicted model, not a curated record. The coding region runs from base 148 to 1557 and encodes 469 amino acids. Gene Ontology annotation, cellular component: nucleus. The transcript has 8 exons.
GUGCAGAGCCACCUGAGUCUUCGGCCCCUCGAAGUCGGGCUGCGACCACCGCCGCCGGCUUUCUCCGCUGCCCCCCAUCCCCGCACCCCUUUUCCCGCCGAGGACCGGGCCGGGCCUCGUCCGGGUGGACCGUAGUCCCCGCAAGCCAUGGCCCUGAGCUCCCGCGCCCACGCCUUCUCGGUGGAGGCCCUGGUGGGGAAGGGGAGCAAGAGGAAACUGUCGCAGGAAUUGGUGCGGGAACCCGUGCGGGAGCUGGAGCUGGAGGCCCGGCGGGAUCACUCGCUGGAGAGCCAAGGCGAGGAAGAGGAGAGACCCAAGGCGGAGGACUCGACGGCCGCGGUGGCCAGCGGCGGCGAGGAGCGGGAGGACAUUCAGGUGGAGCUGCAGGGGUCGGAGCUGUGGAAGCGCUUCUACGAGAUCGGGACCGAAAUGAUCAUCACCAAAGCGGGCAGAAGGAUGUUCCCGUCGGUGCGGGUGCGGGUGAAGGGCCUGGACCCCGGGAAGCAGUACUGCAUCGCCAUUGACGUGGUGCCGGUGGACUCCAAGCGCUACAGGUACGUCUAUCACAGCUCGCAGUGGAUGGUGGCGGGGAACACCGACCACUCGAGCAUCACCCCGCGACUCUACCUGCAUCCCGACUCGCCCUGCUCCGGGGAGACCUGGGCCCGACAGGUCAUCAGCUUCGACCGCGUCAAGCUCACCAACAACGAGAUGGACGACAAAGGCCAUAUCAUCCUCCAGUCCAUGCACAAAUACAAGCCCCGUGUGCACGUCAUCGCCCAGGACCGGCGCUUCGACUGCUCCCAGGCCCAGGCCCUGCCGGCCCAGGGUGUCAAAACCUUCUCCUUCCAGGAGACCGAGUUCACCACGGUCACGGCCUACCAGAACCAGCAGAUCACCAAACUGAAGAUCGACAGGAACCCUUUCGCCAAGGGGUUCAGGGACCCCGGGAGGAACAGAGGCGUGCUGGACGGAAUGAUGGACGGUUAUCCGUGGAGACCCCACCUCUCUCUGGACUUCAAACCCUUCGGCGCUGACCCGUCAGGGGGAAGCGGUCCUCCUUCUCCGGGCCCCUCCAGCGACGGCUCGCCCUCUCCGCUGGCCUCCCUGCGCUCGCCCUCCUGCUCGCCUCCCGCCUUCGCCCUGCCUUCCGGCAAGCUGGGCCUGGCCUGCCCCGACGGCUACGUGCCCGGCGGACCCCUGCCCCUGUGCUACAACCUCUGCCCGGCCGGUCCGCUGCUCCCGCCGCCGGCCCUGGCCCCGGCUGGCCCGGACGAGCCGAGCCCCGCCGCGCCGUCCGCCUUCCCGCUGGACCUGGCCGGGGUCCCUCCCGCGCUGGACCUCGCCGCCUUCAAAGCCGCCCCGGCCCCGGCCCGGGGGACCCUCGGCUGCCUGGCCCACCCCCCUCUCGGCCUCUAUUGCUACGGCUUCCCGGCGCCCCCGACUCUGCUGGGAGCCUCCAGUCCCUUCAGGCCGCACGGCCUUCUCCCCGGGCCCUGGCCAGACGGCCGGGGCCACCUGGCUCACUGGCCGGCCACCAUGAGCCACUGCCUCUAG